This is a messenger RNA of Desarmillaria tabescens, 2376 nucleotides long. Its product is annotated as fungal-specific transcription factor domain-containing protein. Lineage: Eukaryota; Fungi; Basidiomycota; Agaricomycetes; Agaricales; Physalacriaceae. The coding region runs from base 1 to 2376 and encodes 791 amino acids. Gene Ontology annotation, biological process: regulation of DNA-templated transcription; DNA-templated transcription. The transcript is spliced from 15 exons. Gene Ontology annotation, molecular function: DNA-binding transcription factor activity, RNA polymerase II-specific; DNA binding; zinc ion binding. The record is from RefSeq and is a predicted model, not a curated record.
AUGGCUGACGAUUUGGAGCGCGACAGUGGUGGCGCCAAGGUGACAACAAAUGGGGGAACCAAGAAACGGCGGGUGCAGAGAGCGUGCGACUUGUGCAGACGAAAGAAAAUUAGAUGCGACGCAAUGUCCAUGGCCGACCAACGAUGCUCGAUAUGCCUCGCUGCUAAUGUUUCCUGUACUUAUCUUGAGGAGGCCAAGAAAAAAGGGCCGUCUAAAAAGUACGUACUUGAGCUGGAGACCAAGGUACAGAAGAUGGAGAAACUCUUACAUGCGAUGCUACCGGAAGAGGAGCUUGAAGCGUUUCUAGACGACAAGUCUAGCUGGAAGCACCGUGAUGACUUGCCGCAACGCGCCGGCACCGUUGAGGACUUCACCACCGAAAUAGAACACAAAUACCUUAUAGAACCCGAGCACGUUUUCCUGGAGCAAGCUUCAGAACACUAUAAGGAUCAAACCAUGGGCUUUCGAUACGUGGGUAAAUCAAGUGGCAUCCAGUUGAUCCAAUCGGCCGUGGAACUCAAGUAUGGGGUUAGAGAGAACGAUCCUUUCCAAUUCCCCCGCGGUAGGCCGGAGUUUUGGCAGACACGUCCUUGGAAAACGGGCCAGCUUGAUCAUUUUGUGACUGGUGCAGGAUUCACAUUUCCUCCUGAUGAUCUUAUAUGGUCUUUGGUCGACAUCUAUUUUGAACGCUUUAAUGUCCUCGUCCCACUCCUACAUCGACCGACGUUCGAAAAGUUGAUUAGAGAGAAACAGUACCUCCGGGAUCACAUGCUUGCUUCUUUGCUCUUGCUAGUCUGUGCUGUGUCAUCGAGGUAUUCGGAUGAUCCGCGCGUUCUGGUCGAAGGAGAGGAGUCGAAGCAGUCCAGUGGUUGGAAAUGGGUUCAUCAAGUGAUGGAUACUCGUAAUUGCAAACCGUUAUUAGGCGCGCCGUCAUUGUACGACUUGCAAGUCCUCUGUCUCUUUUCGGAGUUUCUGAUGGGCUCUUCGGUAUUUCAGCUGUCGUGGACUAUCGUGGGGAUUGGCAUUCGGUUGGCUCAGGAUGCGGGCGGCCAUCGACGGAAGGCGAACAACGCACCCAAUACUGUCGAGGCUGAAAUGUGGAAGAGGGCGUUUUGGAGUCUCAUUUAUAUGGAUCGGUUGAUUAGUUCUCUCAUGGGGCGGCCACUCGCUCUGGGCGAUGAAGAAAUCGACAUCGACCUCCCUACCGAAUGUGAUGAUGAGUAUUGGGAAGCCGCUGACCCGAACCAGGCUUUCAAACAGCCAGCUGGAAAACCAUCCGUGGUAUCAUACUUCAAUUGCUGCCUCAGACUCAGUCGAUUGUUGACCUUCUGUCUGCGCACGAUCUACUCGAUAAAGAAGUCAAGAGUCUUGCUUGGUUUUCUUGACCCGAAUUGGGAAUCUGAGGUGGUUGCAGAUCUAGAUUCAGCACUUAACAAAUGGAUUGAUACAAUCCCUGCACAUCUACGAUGGGAUCCGAAUCGCGCCAAUCUAGUUCAUUUCAAUCAAUCCGCGUCGUUGUAUAUGUUGUACUAUCACCUCCAAAAACUAAUUCACCGGCCGUUUAUUACAAAGUCACAAGAUUCAAAUUUUCGAUUUCCUUCACUUGCGAUAUGUACCAACGCUGCUCGUGCGUCUUCACAUAUUGCAGACCUGCAGCGUCGUCGCGCUGGAGUAGUCCCUGUCAUUGGUUUACUGGCAUUUGAUGCUGGGAUUGUUCUUCUGUUCAACAUUUGGGGCGGGAAACGCUCAGGCUUGUCCUUGGACCCUUACAAGGAGAUGGACGACGUCCACAAGUGUAUGAAGGUUCUGCGCAGUUUGGAUUCACGGUGGCAGUUUGCUGGACAACUAUGGGAUAUCCUGUACGAACUGGCAUCUGUGGGUGAUUUACCAUUGCCCAACAACACGCCCUCCCCUAGCAACAAGCGAGGGCGAGACGAGGAUGAAGAUGAAGAGCAAACAAGCACCGAAAGCUCUGGGUAUUCCUCUGAACCUUACCCCUUGCCCGAUGGUCCGCAGGACGUGUCAAAUUUCGAUUGGCCUAUCGAACACUCGGUUCCGCUGCAGACUUUUGGGCUAGACGUACCUCUGGAGUCUCUACAACUUCAUGAUGUUCCUUUACCCAUGAACAGCGCAGAACUUGGACGGGGCAAUCCUACUGGCAUGCCAACAGCGGCGGAGGCUACGUAUUAUUACGACAGCAGUGAUCUCUUUACGGCGGACGAUUCCCAACCGAUUCCGGAGGGAAUGGCAGGCAUGUGGACGACGGACGACCGUGCUAUGGCUAUGUGGAACAGUGUUCCCAAUACGUUUGAGAUGGACGAUUGGAAUACCUACUUGACCAGCUUCAACGACCUUUCUCAUCGGAAUUGUCAGUAA